Molecule: messenger RNA, 7403 nt
Organism: Penaeus chinensis
Lineage: Eukaryota; Metazoa; Arthropoda; Malacostraca; Decapoda; Penaeidae
Product: COP1-interactive protein 1-like
Exons: 23
Coding region: 93-6704 (2203 amino acids)
Biological process (GO): signal transduction
Molecular function (GO): molecular adaptor activity
Source: RefSeq, a predicted model, not a curated record
AGUUACAAAAACGUCACCAAAACCUACCUCCAUCCAAAACAAACGUCAGUUCCAGUGAUUCGUGAUGAUUAACUGGGAAAUUCGGUAAAAUUAUGGAUGGCGGAGACGGAGACAAGGCACAAGAAUCAUGGGAGACUAAGAUUACACAACAGACAAAAAACAAGCUUGAUGGAGAAGACAGGAAGGAAAGUCCAAAAAGAAGAAAACUUUCUAAUGAAGAACUUCUAGAUUGUGAAGGAAAGAUGAAUGGAAAGGGUGGAGAUGGGGGAACCUCCCGGACUCAAGGGGACCAGGCUUUUAUUAUCCAGCUGCAGGAGGAGGUUCAGACAAAAGAUCUUGCAAUUCAAGCCCUUCAGUUUGAAAACCAGAAGCUUAAGCAACAGCAGCAGGCUUCACCCCAAAAUGUAUCUCCGGUUGAGAAGAAGGUCCUGGAUCAGUACAAAUUGAAGAUAAUGGAAUACCAGUCAGCCCUCAAUCAGCGUGACCAGGUGAUAGGCACGCUACAGACAAGGCUGGCAGAAUUGGUGCAACAGCGAGAUGAGGCCUUGACCGAUGCAGCGCAACAGACUGAGAAUUUUGGAAGGGAGGUGGAAACACUGAAGUUACAGCUGCAAGAAGCAACUGAUGCCUUGUCCAAGAAGUGGGUGACAGGAGUAAAUCCUCGGGAACAUCUGGUGCUAAAGAAUAAGUUAAUAGCCGUCCAGCAGACUAUAGAUCAGGAUCGCCAGUUUUUAGAGGAAGUGACUCGGCAGCUGACGGAGAAAGCAGACCGAUGUAAUUUAGUCGAACACAAAUACAAGCAGUGUUUGCAAAAAUACAAGCAAUUGCAAAUGGAAAACGAAGACUUGAAAAGUAAAAACAAGAUUGGUGAAGGAAAUCUAGCACAUUUAGAAGAGGAAAAGAAGAAAGUGGAAGAAAAACUUGCAGAGGCAAACGAGAGAAUUGCAACACUCUCUAAGGAACAAAAACAAACAGUUUCAGAAAUUCAAAAUCUUAUGGGGAAGCUGCAGGAUGUAACAGUUGAAUUCCAGGCAGCGAAGGAAGAGCAGGAGAGACAGUUGGCAGCUGCUGACGAGCGACUCGGUGGUGAAAUAACGCUGAUAAAGCAGAAGAUCAGUGAACAGCAUUCAGAGGAGAUUUCAAAGCUCAAAGAAGCACAUGAAACAGAACUUGCAACAGUAAAUGAACAGAUCAAUGCUUUGGAAAAGAUGCAACAGGAAGACCAUGCAAAACUUGUGGAGAAUUUAGAAGCUGAGAGGAAUAAAGUCCAGAUACUAGAGUCCACUUUGCGAGACAUGACAAAGAAAAAUGAAGAUAAGCUGAGUGAAUUAGAGCAGGAGCAAGAGAAGAGACAGAAAGUGGAAGAGCAGCUGAAAGUAGAAUUAGAGAAAGGCAGGGAUCUUUUAGCUAAGAAUGAUAUGCUAAAUAAGGAGUUGGAGAAAAAGGAUGAGGUACUGGCAGAGAAUGAAAGUUUCAAGGGUGAGUUGAAUGUGCAGCUUCUGGAUGUGCAGAAGGAGUGUGAUGAUGUCAAGAAGAACUUUGAGGAAUACCAGGGACAGCACAAGAACCUGAAGCUGAAAUACGAAGAACUUGUGUUGGAAAAGGAGAAUUGGAUUCAGGAAAAAGCUUCGUUUAAUGCAGAACUGCGGCAUUUUGAGAGGCUGAAUGCAGAAGUUAGCAAGCUUGAAAAUGAAGUAAAAAUGAAAGUGGAAAUGGAAAAGGAGUUGCUUGUUUGUAAAAAUGCUCAAGUUGAUCUCCAGAAGAAAUGCUCAGUGCUGGAGCCAUAUGAGAAGAUGAAUGCAGACCUCCAGGGUGAAAUUGAGAAAAAGGACCUAGAGUUGUUAAAGUUGAAACAAGAGUGUGAUCAAAUGAGUGCCAUUUCUAAAGAACUUGCUCAGAGCAAAGCUGAAAAGGAAGAAUUGAAUACUCAGAUUCAGGACAUUCAGCAAAAGUACAAUUCAGCAGCAGAGAAGUUGAGUGAGCUUGAAGGAGAGCACAAGAACCUACAGUCAAAAUGUAAGGAACUUCAGGAAGAGAAAGAGCACUGGCUCAAAGAAAAGGAAUCAUUGAAUAAAGAAAUUGAAUAUAUUGGAAAACUUAAUGUUGAAGUGAAUAAGCUUCAAGAAGAGCUAAAAAUCAAAUUAGAAUUGGAAAAAGAAGUAAUCAUUCUCAGAGACACUCAUAAGACUCUCCAGAACAGGGUGGCUGACUUGGAGCUAUGUGAAGAGAGAAAUCUGGGGCUCCAAGCUGAUCUUGAGAAGAAGGAACUUGAGCUUAGGGAGAUGAAGGACAAAUACUUAUCUAUGCAGGAGGAGUAUGAGUUAUUUGAGCAGAUUGACUGGUUGAGCGAUGAGGAACUGCUCGAGGAAAGGGGUGUGAAUUUAUCCAUAAAGAAGAAGGUAAAGGAACUGGUAAAUAAACUGAAAGAAACAGAUCAGAACCUACAUUCUAUGGAAGUGGCCAUGAAAGAUGCCAGCCUGGAAAAGGAGGCUCUCCUGUCAGAAGUCGAGCAGUUGAGAAAAACUUGUGACAGUAUGGAAAGACACAAAAAUGAAACUGAAGCAGAGUUUGAGAAGAUGAUGGACCAGUAUAAGAUGAUGGAGGCAGAACUAGUAGACACAAGACUGGCACUUGACAGGGAGGUGCAGCUGGCAACCCAUCAAAGGAUAACCAGUGACGUUGGGGCAAGCGUUUCAGCAUCCCUAGAGGACCGUGCUGCACAGACCUCUUCAGUUACAAGUGGAACUUAUCCAAUGUCAGGGGAUAAUCACAGUGAGCAAGGAGAUACAGACACAGCAAUCAUCUCUCAAGAGGAACAGCCAUUUGGGUUGAAGGGCAAAAAGGAAAGUGCAUCAUGGAAAGAAAAGUACUUUAGUCUGGAAAAGAGCAAGAAGGAAUGUGAGAAUGAGAUUGAAAAGCUGAAGGUUAAGAGUCAUGAUCAAUAUUUUGCCAUUCAGUCUCUGGAGAAUAUAAAGUCCAAGUUGAGCCGGAGAAUUGAAGAGAUGGAAAUGGAGAAAAAAGCAUGGAGGGAAAACCAAAGGGAGUUCCAGGAGUUGCAAGUGGAAAAGAUGCAGUAUCAAGUUUUAAUAAAAGAAAUGGAGUUUGUGAUUGCAGGAGCAGAAGACAAAUUAAAACAGGCUGAGGAAAAUAUGAAUCAGCUUCGAAUGAAUGUACAAAAUCUAGUCAAAUUGCAUAGCGCAGAAAAUCCAGAGUUCAGCCAAAAAGUCAUAAAUUGCUUAGGGUUAAUAACUACAAAAUUACCAGCAAAAUCUGUGAAGGAGUAUGUCAAAUUUGAAUAUGAGGUUAAGAUUGAGGAACUUCACAUCAUACAGGAAGACUACAGGAAGUGCUUGUCAAAUCUACAAGAUGUGUUGCAUCAUGCAGAUACACUGCAUAAAGAAAAACUAGACAGCCACUUAGAAAAUGCUUUCCUAAAAAGUGAAAUCCAGAAGUUGAAAAUGUCCCCAGAAAUGAAGGAGAAGGAAGAGAUAUUGCCUGAAUGUGGCAACUCAGAAACUGCAGAUUUAAUGCUGAAGCAAGAAAAUGAGCGGCUGAAGAUAGCACUGAACCAGCAACAAGUACGCUGUAGAUUGGAGAAACUUCAAUAUCGGUCACCUAGGCUUCAGUCACAGGAAGAACAAGGUUCAGCAAGAAAAGAGAGAAAACUCUUUAAAACACAUUUUGGUAAUCAUUUCAAGCAGAUUCUGCAGGACUGGGAGGACAAGGCUAAAUGUGACCCAUCCUUGGCUAAUUUCAUCUCUACAGAAUCAUACAGAGUUCACAAUAUUUUAAAGGGUUUAGAUGAAGUUGGGGAUGACUCUCCAACCAGCCAUGUGUACAUGGAAACUGCCAUUCAGUUCAUAAGAGAUGCAGUAGUCAAGACUGUGCAUCACGAGUACCUGCAUGUAGUGAAUAAGGUGGUCAAUAAAAUUGACAAGAAUAUCAAUGAGUUGUUAGAAAGAAUCUUCCCUGGUGAUAUAGCAUUGAUACUCGAUGGUGGGCCUCACCAAAGUGGCACAGAUAGUGGAGGAAACACCAGCCAUCAACAGGACAGCUUGGAAAGCCUCGAGGAAAAGGUGGAACGCCUUGUCAAUGCGAGAACUAUGCUGGUUGAAACGACGAAUGACUUUGAAGUAAAGCUGAAAGAAUCCUUGACUUUGGAGCUAUCAUCAGUUGGCCAUGAAUUAGAGAAAGUGGUGAAGAGUGUUGCCACAGAGGAAAUAGGAGAGACCAAGCAGGCAUCAUCCACAGCUGAACCAAGAGGAGUAGAUGAUCAGUUUGUGGAAGAAUUCGUGGAAAUUACAAAGCGCCAAUUCGAGGGAGAUCAAGCAGAAAAGCUCCAGCUUUUGGAGAACCAAAAGAUGAUGAUUCAUAAGAUUCUAGAAGAUGACAAGGCAAAGUUGCAUAAUAUUUGCAGUACCCACAUUAGCAACUUGAGCAGUGUUGCUUCUGUACCAGAUGCUAUAGAGCUAGUCAAUACCCUGGUGAAUUCCUUAGAAAAAACACUCUCGGAGGAGGUGUCAUGGGUUGAGCAGCAGUACAAAGAGCUCCUGGAGCAAUACGCUUAUGAGCAGAAACUCGUCAGACAGACCUACUUCGAAACCCUGACAGAACUGAAACUCAGGCUGGAUACUUUGCUGGUUGAGUGUAAGAGACAGAAUCAGGCUGGACCCUCUGACGAGUCAUCCCUUGGUGCUGAAAUGGUGAAGAUGAAGGAAGAGCAUGCCGCAGAAGUAGCCCACCUUGCGAACCAACUGGCAGCGCGAGAUAACGAAGCCCUGAUGGCCUUAGAUGACGAGGUGGAUCAGCUUCGCGCUCAGAUUGACCGCGAUCUAAGCAUUAGGUCUGACAUCUCUCGCACACUGUGUUCUGAGCUUGAGAACAUCAAGAUUCAGGUCACGCAGCUGGAAGAUGCACAUGUGAACCUCAACAAGAUUAUAGAACCAGGAAUUGAUGUAAACUCUCUCCCAUUCCAGCGGCAUCUACAGUCUCUAUACAGUGACAGGGAUUGGUACAAGAAAACUGUAGGUCUCCUUUCUCAUGUGACACUACAGUUGCUGCACUACUACAGUGUGGCUGAGAAUUACACGCACAAAUCCCAUGCCGCUCCUACUCACGAUUCUCUCCCGUAUCAAGAGGUAAUGCCGGGCAAGGUCUUGGAUCUCUCUUUCCUGUCAGACUGCGUGCACGAUGAAAGUGAGUCGAACCAGUAUACUACGUUCCCUGAGGAUAGUGCUGUGUCAACUGGCCUCAUUGGGAAGACAGUUGAAGCAGAUCAUGGUGAAGAGACAGAACUGGGGAGCAAUGCAGAAUCAAUGCUUGAUAGCACAGCGAUGAGCGAGGGGAUGCUGGAUGACAUGGACAAGGAUGAGCAAGUCCGCCAAAUCCUCACAAAGUCCUAUCCGCAGCUGAUGUCCAUCCUGAAGGGGCGUUGGGACCGUGUCAUGGUGGAUCAUCUGGAAAAGGAGGUCCAAGAGCUAACCAUCUCUCUCCAGGCAUCAGCAGGGAUGCUAAAGAUUUUUAUGCAUUCAGUGACUGAGAGUCAAGACCUCUCCUCGCACACCAUCAGGGAUGAAAGUAACAUUGACAAUGUAAAAGAAAGCUCUCUUGAACUGACACAGCAUCAUAUAGAUGCAUCUCCUGAUCAUUCAGGGCUGCCUAGAUCAAGUAGACAGGGUGAUGAAAGUGGUGAUCAGCUGUGUGGAAACACAGAGGAAUCCUUACCAGAUACAGAAAGAGCAAAGCAGCUCUCAAAGUCACAACUAACUAGUCAUUUUAGUUCAAAGUAUCCAGAGGACUUCUCUCAGAGUCUGACUCAGUUACUGUGCCAUGAUGAUUCCUUCUUAAACUUGACCAAACUGAAACCCCAGGACCUGGGUGAUGAAGAGAAGCUGAAGCGGGCAGUUGUUCAACUUUGCCGAAAUGCAGAAGCUGCAGAUAACCUUCAGCUGAAGCUCCAUCACCUUGAGGGCCUCUGGAAGGGCUGUGAACAGGAGAAAAAUGUGUUGGAAGAAGAAAUUGAGCAUCUCAAUCACUGCAACAAGAAUCUUGCAAUUGAACUCCAGACUGCAAAAGAUCAGCUGGAAGAGUUAGAAUUAGUCCAGCAAGGCAAAGGUGGAGCAGGUACAACCCAGUAUGCCGCCAGAAUGGAAGCUUCUAAAGAUAUUAAAGAAAGAGUCCGAGCACUCCUGUCUGCCAAGAACAAGUCCUUGAUGAACCACACGGAAUUGAUAUCUCGUAUUGGGGACCUUGAGGGGAUGCUUGAGGCCCUAGUGAGAGAGAGUGAUGCAGUUACUGAAACACUAAAGGCCCAAGUGUCAGAUCUGUCACAGCAGUUGGAAGUAGCCGACCGUCAGCUUCGGUCCUCUCGCCAAUUUCUGGAGGAACAUGCCAGUGAACGUGACCAGGAGGUGGAGGAGCUCAUCCAAGCCAAGGAAAAAUUGCAAGUUCAGCUACGAGAAAGGGACGCUAUCAUCACACAACACGCAAACCUAGAAAAAGAGGUGGAGAAUUUAGAACGAGAUUUACGGGAAAAAUCACAGGAACUUCAGGAUGCUCUUGCCCUAAAAGAGGAAUUGCUAGCUGAGAACAAGACUGCCGUGGAUAAGGUAAACGUUGUUGUGUUACUUCGUUGCACCCGAGCCGUGAGAGAUUACAACUUUUUUUCCUUUUUUCCUUUUUUUUUUUUCCUUAAAUCUUUCUAAUUCCCUGCAUUUACAGAAGAAAAAAAGUUAUUGUUUUGGUGUUUGCAAUUUGCACACUUUUUGGUUUAGUCAUGCAUGAAUGUGUUUUACAUUGCUUUAUUUCCUUGUGUUAUCUGUACCCAUAUACAAACAUCAAAUAUUAUUUUAUCAGCAGCAUCCUUCUGUACAGUACUACACCUAAUACACAUUUUAAUUUGAUUUGAUUUUCUUUAUUCAUUAUGUGAUUUUUAUAAUUAUUUAGAUUUUUUUUUUCUCCCUAUUGUUCUUUAGAGCUGAUUUGUAAUACAAACAUGAAAUGGAAUUGUUUAGAAGAGUGUUUUUAUCUAAUACUUUGACAUAUAACAGAAAGUGAAAGCAAGAGGGAGAUGGAGAAGAAAAAAGAGAGUGAGGAGGAAUAGAGGCAGAGAAAGGAAGAGGGAGAGGGAGAAGAAAAAAGAGAGUAAGAAGGAAUAGAGGCAGAGAAAGGAAGAGCAUGUUAGGAAGCAAGAGGGAAAGGAAAAAAGAGUGAGAGGGAGAGAUCUUGAUCUUGAUUAUUAUUGCGUGGGGUGCUGGUUAGUACAUAUUAUGCAUAUAGGGAAUGAAAGAAAGAGAGAGAGAGAAGAGGAGAAGAAAGGAAGAGAGUCAAUAAAAGGUGGGAGAGCAGCAGAGUGGGUUAAAAGUGAAGGGAGAGUGAGAAAGAGAGAGCAAAAGGGAGAAAGA